Euleptes europaea (tarantolino) is the source of this 689-nucleotide messenger RNA. Its product is annotated as trefoil factor 2-like. The transcript is spliced from 6 exons. Gene Ontology annotation, biological process: maintenance of gastrointestinal epithelium. Lineage: Eukaryota; Metazoa; Chordata; Lepidosauria; Squamata; Sphaerodactylidae. Bases 69 to 689 code for a protein of 206 amino acids. The record is from RefSeq and is a predicted model, not a curated record.
UAAGAGCAAUUAUUCAAAGAGCCUUUGAGACAGAAGGAGACAGGAAGUGCUGUGUUCCCCCAGCAUCCAUGUCUGUGGUUGCCAGAAUGGAGCUACUUACUCCUAGCAACUCAACAUUUCAAGUCAGUAUCCUUGAAGUAUACCAGCUGAAUAUAGCAAAGGAAUACAAGUCGUGCUUGUUCCUGGCAGCCAUGCUGUGGUUCGGCUUUGUCUGCCCCCAAAAUGCAAGUCGUCCACCAUAUGCCUGCCAGUGCCUUAAGGAUGUCAAAGACAGGGAAGACUGUGGCCAUGAGGGCAUCACUGCAGAGCAGUGCACAAGAAAAGGAUGCUGCUUUGAUGCAACAGAGCCCGGGGUGCCGUGGUGUUUCCAUCCUUCUGGAGAGAGAGUUUCACUUCAGUUUGCAAAGAAAAUGUUCAAACAUCAAGGAAGAAUGGAAUGUGGAUAUCCUGGUAUAACAUACAAGAGGUGCCGAAGAAUUGGAUGCUGUUACGAUAGAAAGGCUUCUGAUGAACCCAAGUGCUUCCACCCUCCGGUAAAUGAUGGAGUGCAAGAAAAGAAUGUGGAUACCCAGGCAUCACGGCAGAGGAAUGCCUUGCAAGAAGAUGUUGUUUCAAUUCAUAUGUUGCUAGCACACGAUGGUGCUUCCACCCUCUUUCAGACACAGUUUUUACGCCACGCUCUCUUCUGA